Plasmodium coatneyi is the source of this 1080-nucleotide messenger RNA. Its product is annotated as KIR protein. The transcript has 3 exons. Bases 1 to 1080 code for a protein of 359 amino acids. NCBI's taxonomy places the organism in Eukaryota, Apicomplexa, Aconoidasida, Haemosporida, Plasmodiidae. The record is from RefSeq and is a predicted model, not a curated record.
AUGGAGGAUCUUGAUGCUGAUGAUGAGCAGGAACAAACCUUAGAAAAAACCUUACCUUCUCAUCAAAAUUUCUAUGAGAAAUUCGAUGAUAAUACACUAAAAUAUGACGAUGUCUGCACAGGAAAAAUGACGGAGCUCAAUAAUUUAAAAAGUAGUAUGGAAUCCCAUGCUGAGGACGUUAUGAACGCGGCAUGUUACGUUCACACCGAAUAUGAAAAAGGCAGAUUUUUCACAAGGGAAGCUUGCUAUUUCCUCUACUUCUGGAUUGGGCAACAAUUAUUUAGUAGUUCGGGAGGUACCGACUUGCAGGACACCCUACAUCAAAUUUGUACAAAAAUGAUGGACACCAAGGUUUUUGGAACUCAUGGUUGUAAAGAUAUAUGUGAUAAAGUUGAAAAAACUACCUUUGGUCACAUGAAAUCAGUAUUUGAUUUUUUAUAUGACCAUACUACUACACGUGCAUUAUUAACGAAUGGCGGCUCAAAGGUUAUUGAGGAAUGUAAAAGUUACAAAGAAAAAGUCAAAGCAGCAGAAACUGCAGUGGGAACACACUGUGAGAAUGACGGAAAGAAGCAUAAUUACUGUCAAAAUUUUUGGACGUGGAAUUCAAACAGCGUCAGCUUUAAUCUAUCGAAAUUGGAAACUUCAUUAACGUCUGCACAUGAAAGAAUAGAAAAGGAAGAACAAGCAGCGAAAUUAGCAAAACACGAAGCCGUAAGUCAAGCAGUACGUGGUGCCACCACCACCUCUUCCAUCUCUUCUAUCUUUGGCACAUUAGCAGCUACCGCUUUCCCCUUCCUCCUGUAUAAAUAUAAACCAUGGUUUUCUUGGUUUGGUAACUACUCUUCUGGAAAUGGAAGGAGCAGAAAAAGAAGAGCAAUUGGACGGAACUUUAGUUCGUCCACAGAAGACACCUUAACAGAAUACUCUACAGAAACAUCUACAAUAGGUCGAACAGAAAAUUCAACAGUACGUUCCUCUGUUACCACAUGCCCAAGGCAGUCUACCCAAGGACAGUCUACACGAAGAAGAAAUAAUAAUGCGGGGGGUCGCGGGAUGGUAGGUUAUCAGAACAUGUAA